CAUGCUUUCUGAAUUCUUCAUUUAUUUUUAGACUGACUAUAUCAGAUUGAGAAAUGCUGCGACCACUUGUGACCCAAAAAAUUACAUUGUAGACGGGUCAAUGAGUUCGAAUUCUUCUAUUGAUUCCGUAACAAUUUCAAAGUUUCCUGGAUUGGGACUAUACAUUUUAUAAGCAUUAAACUCACAAGUUUUAGUGGUACGAUCGAUAUAGUGAUAGGAGAAGAAGCAGGUCUCACAGAGCCUUGUUGGAUCUUGUACAUGCAAUGGACAGUUUGUCACUAUAUACUCAGCCUCAGCUUUAUUACAAAUGUCACACUGUAUUGACCUUUUAUUACUGGUUAAUGAUAUUUUUGGAUACUCAGAUCUGUUCAGGGUUUCUGAUGAAUCAAUCAAGUCUACACUUGUGAUACAGAAAAGAUGUUCGCAUGCUCCAUGAUGCUGAUAUACGUUUGGGUAUCCUAUUCUUAUUUUCAGAUCUUCAAACUUUAUGUCCUGCAUAUUGGCAGUUUUAAAGUCUCUUGUGUAAUGAAACUUGCUCAUCCAUUUAAUGAUGCUUGCUGAAUAGUCUGGAUUUCUAGUGUCAUUAUAGAAUGUGUCGUGGAUGAAGAAGAAUCCUGGAUUUGGUGCAUUCUCUUCCUGAAUGAUUUUAGCUGUUGGAUAGUCGCUGAUGUCAAAAAAUGGACCAAAGUUGCAUGAACAAUAAAAUAUAUCUCUAAGCUCUGUUAACAAGUUUGAUCCUAAUACUGUAUAUUCGUUGUUAAAUCGUGGAUGAUUUUUUACACAUGGCGUAUACUUAAAUGAAUCAUAAAAUCUAAUUGAAAUAAUUGAGUCACUAUAUGCUUCCAUGUCUGCAUUCUCAAUAUCUACUUCCUUUCUUUUCGUCAUCAAAUUGCUUUCCUUAUAUCUUACAUCCUUAAAAUGCAAGCUUUCCUUCCUCAAAAAUUUAACACAAUUAAGCUCCAAUGCAUCUUCAGAGAAAUCGGAAAAUUCAUCACCAGAAUCACAUGCCUUGUCCUUUCCAUAAUCCUCAUAUAGCUUGCAUAUCUCUAAUGACUUGUAUCUUAGUUCUUCUUCUGUGAUAUUUAAUGUUUCAGCGAUUUCAUCGAAUGUUUUUGGCAUUUCACUGUUAAUAACCAAGUCUUUUAGAUCAUUCAUCGAUUCCUUAAUCACAUAUUCAGUAUAAUCUUUUGUUGGAUAUACGUGAUCCAUAUUAUUUUAUUGUUUAAUUAAGUUUUUUGGUUUUUUUGAUUUUUACACCUUUUUUUACCGUCUUUGUUUUGAAAAAGUUGCAUGCCCCGUGUUUACAACAAAAAAAAAACAAAUAAAAUUUUCAAAAAAUAAAAAAUAAUUAAUUAAUCAUGAAUCUAGCUAAUCUAAGACCUAAAAGUUCUGUGCUGGAUAAAGCAAUUAAUAAAGGAAAAUCGGAAGUAUCUUUAAGCAUUUUUGCUCUAUUAUUCUCGGAAAUAGUUCAAUAUUCACAGAAAAAUUGUAAUUCUGUUGCUGAUUUGAGUGAUAAACUUCAUAAAUUGGGUAUGGAUGUUGGAUCUAGGCUAUUAGAUCUUUAUGUAUUCAGGGAGAAGAAUUCCAAAAGAGAAACCAAGCUGAUUAAUAUGCUUCUAUUCAUCAAAACUACUUUGUGGAAGACACUUUUUGGCAAAGAGAUUGACAAGUUGGAACAUGCAAAUGAUGAUGAAAAGACAUACUAUAUAAUUGAGACAGAUGCAGUAAUUAAUAAGUAUAUAUCAGUUCCAAAGGAUAAAGGAUCUUUAAAUCCAUCGAUUUUUGUGGCUGGAAUUAUUGAAUCUUUCUUAACACUCUCUGGAUUUCCAUGUAAAGUCACCGCACAUUAUCAUAAAGGAACAACAUAUAUGUGCAAAUUUGAAGAUUACGUUAUUUGCCGUGAUAAGCAGUUGGACUAAGCAUGACAUUCAAUAAAUUCUCUUAUUUAUAAUCAUUA
This is a messenger RNA of Chironomus riparius, 1957 nucleotides long. NCBI's taxonomy places the organism in Eukaryota, Metazoa, Arthropoda, Insecta, Diptera, Chironomidae. The record is from the annotation of a GenBank genome assembly.